UCAUCAAUUUCUAGAUUUGUCAUUACCAAAGAGAUAAGUUUAGGUGUGGUAAAACGAGAACAGAUAUAAUUUCCCAAAAUAAUUAUGUCGGCUACUCUAAAACCAUAUUUGACGGCGGUCCGCCACACUCUUACUUCCGCUAUGUGCCUAGAACACUUUUCGUCCCAGGUUGUAGAACGAUACAAUAAACCAGAAGUGGAAGUGGGAACAAGCAAAGAAUUGUUAUUAAACCCAGUGAUAAUUUCACGCAAUGUUAAUGAGAAAGUUUUGAUUGAGUCAUCCAUUAAUUCAAUUAGGAUAAGUAUUAUGAUUAAACAAGCCGAUGAGAUUGAAAAGAUUUUGUGUAAAAAAUUCAUGAGGUUCAUGAUGAUGCGAGCGGAAAACUUUAUCGUGCUUCGGCGGAAGCCGGUUGAUGGUUACCAUAUCAGUUUCCUGAUAACAAAUUUCCACACUGAACAAAUGUAUAAACAUAAAUUGGUUGACUUUGUUAUUUACUUCAUGGAAGAAAUUGAUAAAGAAAUCAGUGAAAUGAAAUUAGCGGUCAAUGCGCGUGCCAGAAUUUGUUCAGAAGAAUUUUUGAAGAGAUUUUGAAUAAAUUUUCCAAAAUAUAUACUGAAUAAUAAUUCUCAUCAUGUACUGUAGCCCUAUUUCUUGUGCUGGAUUUCUCUGCAUGAAGGUGACAAGAUAUUCCAUUUUAAGUGAGAUAAGUUUUUUGCUUUAUUAUUCAUUAUGUUUCAUGGGGGCCUAUCUGGUGAAUAAUCAAUGGCUUCACAUACAGGAGUAGUAUAAGCAACCUGGAGUCGGCUUUGUCAAAGUUAAAAAUCAAUUGAAUGUAUUGCAAUGCACUGACAUAAUAUUGAACUUUUGCAUUUAUGUGUGUGGUAAUUUAAGUGAUUUGAAAAUGUUUUUAAUUUAUAACAGUAGAAGCAAAUUAUCUGCUAGAUAAAAGCAUAUAUACCAUAUAAAUUUCAGAGGAAAAUUGUGUGAAAUUUGUUUUUAAAUACUUCAUAUGUUGUGGUUUAUUUUUGUAUCAGCAAAAACAAUACCCACUGAAUGCCACACAACUGUACUGGCAAUCUUAUAAUUAAAUCAAUAUUUGAAAUGUAUAACCAUAAUAUUGUAUGAGACUGUCAGCUAUUUACAUUGUAGCAUUUGUAAUAAAAAUAUUUUUAGUAAAUCUGGUCUGAUGAAUGAUCAAAAAAUUAUGUUUCCAUAUCCUUGGACGACAAGUUUGUAUUCUACUGUAGUUUUGUUCAUUGUAAUCAUAAAAUACUUUCUAAGAACAACAAACAUUAUAUUAUUAAUCCUUUUUUUAUGGACAGUUAUCCUAAAACCUAAUAGGAAAAUAAUAAAGCCCCUCUUGUAAAA
This is a messenger RNA of Danaus plexippus (monarch butterfly), 1368 nucleotides long. RefSeq names its product actin-related protein 2/3 complex subunit 4 (gene Arpc4). Gene Ontology annotation, molecular function: actin filament binding. Gene Ontology annotation, cellular component: Arp2/3 protein complex; actin cytoskeleton. Bases 85 to 591 code for a protein of 168 amino acids. NCBI's taxonomy places the organism in Eukaryota, Metazoa, Arthropoda, Insecta, Lepidoptera, Nymphalidae. Gene Ontology annotation, biological process: actin filament polymerization; Arp2/3 complex-mediated actin nucleation. The transcript has a single exon. The record is from RefSeq and is a predicted model, not a curated record.